CAGGCGAGGCGACGAAGGCCCAAGGAGAGUGAGAGUUAGAGAGAGAGAGACAGAGAGAUGGCUUCUCAUCUCUCUUCCACUUCUCCCUCUGCUUUGCCACUCUGCUCUCUAUCCUCUACCUCUAGAGACUCCGCCACCCGCCGGGAUAGGGCUAUUGGGGUAGACAAGCGCGUUGUGGAAUAAGCGAUUGUUGGCGGUGCUAACUUCACUAAAAAGCAGCCUACUCUAGGUCAGUUGGGUUUCAUGUGAGGUCCAGCUUGGAAAACGAGGGCUGUUCCUCAGAUGUUUCAGAUGGCUCAUUUGAACCAAUCAAGAUGAAGGGCUCUGAGAUAUUGACUUCUCGACGGAAGUGCAUCGCAUGUUUAUGUUCAACCAUGGCAUUGGUGAACAUUGGUAGUUCAACUUCUGAGUCAGAAGCAAUUGCUUUGGAUGGAAAGGAAAGACCUGUCUGUCGGAAUUGUGGUGGCAGUGGUGCAAUAAUAUGUGACAUGUGUGGUGGUACAGGAAAAUGGAAGGCGCUCAACCGAAAACGUGCCAAAGAUGUUUAUGAGUUCACUGAAUGUCCAAAUUGUUACGGUCGAGGGAAACUUGUUUGUCCUGUGUGUUUAGGGACUGGUUUACCAAACAACAAAGGUCUUCUUAGGCGGCCUGAUGCGCGACAAUUGCUUGAUAAGAUGUACAAUGGUCGGCUGUUACCGAACUCGUAGGGGCUGACAAAAUGGAUUCAAAGGCAGGAAUUGUGUUUGCUUUUUUGUUUCAAUUGAACAAAACUUGUGGCAGUGGAAAGGGAAUGGCCUUAAUGUACAUUUCCUAUGGUUUUUUUUUGGGCACUUGAAUUCAAUUGUGAAAUUUUGGUUGUUGAAUGAUUCAAUUACCACAUAAUUUUGAUCAUAGUCCCUUGAUCUCGUUUGCUUCUA
Diospyros lotus (date-plum) is the source of this 917-nucleotide messenger RNA. Its product is annotated as protein PHOTOSYSTEM I ASSEMBLY 2, chloroplastic. The record is from RefSeq and is a predicted model, not a curated record. The transcript has 7 exons. Bases 315 to 707 code for a protein of 130 amino acids. Lineage: Eukaryota; Viridiplantae; Streptophyta; Magnoliopsida; Ericales; Ebenaceae.